This is a messenger RNA of Mesocestoides corti, 1449 nucleotides long. NCBI's taxonomy places the organism in Eukaryota, Metazoa, Platyhelminthes, Cestoda, Cyclophyllidea, Mesocestoididae. The record is from the annotation of a GenBank genome assembly.
AUGGGGAAGGAAAAGCCCGGUUUUCUCACUCCCAAGGCGAUUUCUAAUCGCAUCAAGUCCAAAGGUCUUCAGAAGUUGCGAUGGUACUGCCAGAUGUGCCAGAAGCAAUGUCGCGACGAGAACGGCUACAAGUGUCACACCAACUCGGAGUCGCAUCAUCGCCAGAUGAAAAUCUUCAUGGAAAAUGGUGGCAAAUUUAUCAGCAGUUUCUCAUCCGAAUUCCUCAAAGGCUACCUGGACAUUGUGCGCCGCCAAUUCGGCGGAAAACGGGUCCACGCCAAUGUUGUGUACCAGGAGUACAUUAAAGACAAGGAGCACAUCCACAUGAAUGCCACACGCUGGCACUCACUCACCGGCCUCUGUUUGUGGCUGGGCAAACAGGGCAUAUGUCGUGUCGAUGAAACAGAAAAGGGCUGGUACAUCGAGUACAUUGAUCAGGACCCUGAGGCUGAAAGUCGCAGAGCUUCGGAUGCGCGUUUGAUGAAAACCGAAGACGAGAUUAACCGCCAAUUCCUUGAAAGACAGAUCGAAAAGGCCACCAGUAAUAAAUCAGCAGCUGUAAAGGAGGAGACGAAGGAAGCGAAGCCGCUUGUUCGGAAAGACGAAGAUGAGCUGAUUAAACUCGAUCUCAAACUCGCUCCGGUCGUACCCAAGGUCGAAUGCGUUGUUGAAGAGGGUAAGGAGCAGUCAGAGCUGGAUGAAAAGGUCGAAACUGUGGUGCAGACGGGAGAACGGUCCUCGGUUGAUAGUGAACCUACAAAGACGCCUGAAUCCGCAUCCCCUCCGAAAACCUCUGACGCGGAAAACAAGUCAACGUUUAUUCCCAGAAAGCGCCUUAAGAGGCAGCCCCUCUAUCCUAAUUGCGGCGAUUGUGAUGUAGAUUUGGUGACGUACGGCGCUAACUUUGCCUGUUUCUUGUUGCAAUCAAAGCAGAAUCCCCUCCUUUUGGCUGAGAAAAAGGCCCACGAAAACCGGAUCCACUCGACCUCAGCACCCUCCUCGUCCGCCGGUGGAAAACGCAGCGCCCUCGACGAGCUCAUGGCCGAGGAGGAGAUGUUUAAGGAGAAACGCAACCGCAAAGACUACUGGAUGACCGUGGGGAUUGAAGUCAAGCUGAUUCACCACAAACUGCCCCAGAACCUGCUCUAUCGCCACGCCGUGGUCACCGACAUGGAAGACGACUACACGGCCAUCGUACGGGUGUUAAAUUCCUCCAAGACAAAGUUGAAGGUCGAUCAGGACCACGUGGAAACCGUUAUCCCCCCGGUUGGUGACCCUGUUCUUGUUGUCAACGGUGCUUAUCGUGGUGAAGUGGCCAUCCUUCAACACGUCGACAAGGAACAAUCACAGGUCGAUAUGGUUAUUGAAUCGGGUCUUUGUCGUGGUCGCGUUGUUCGCAACGUCUCCAUGGAGGAUGUCUGCAAGGCCUACGAAGAAGACACGCGAUGA